GUCAAUAUCAUCCGUUUCGCUUUUUGCUUGCAAAGAUUAUCCGUAGAAUAUAUUGGCCAAAUCCUGAGGGAGCCAUCACUGAAGAAAUCUAAUCUUCAACAAAUCAUUAUUUGUAGCCUUUUAUCUAUUCUUGUGUACUUAGGUGAGUGCAAAAAAAAGUGAGAUAUAAAUUUUCACAUGAAGUUGUAACUUCUUAAUCCAUUCAAAAUGGAUAAAGGAGUAUCGCUGCAACAGCUUUACGAAAUGUACAAGCGAUGGGUGAUAAACAACCCUAACCUGGUGACCGAUGUAGAGACCGUUGCCACAUGGUCCUCAUAUUUUGUGGCGGGAAAGAUAAACAAGUCCCCAAUAGUUUCGGAACUUGUGUAUUCCUUGUCUAAACUCCUGUCGCUAUUCAACGACCGCCUCAUCAAGGAAGCUUACGGAGGAGCAGUGCAUUACUACGGGUUAAGUGAUCAAAUAAAGCUUUGCCUAACAGUGAUUCAUUAUUGCGAGGUGUUCGUAGAGCUAGUCGUCAAACAGAAGUGUGGUUCACGUGGUAAGUGGACAGCUGCAACUCUAAUACAGCUUUUCAAGUGCUCUUCAGCACUGAUACUCUUGUACAAAUAUAAGGAACUACCUAUACAACAUCCCCCUAUUCCUGCAUUGCAAAGGAAAAAAUUCACUGAAGGAAAGGAGACAGAUGAAAACUCAAAUGCCUUCUUUACAUUAAGGCGUUCAGGGAGAGUUGUGCGAAAAGUUGACGGAGCUCCUCCAGUCUCAUUCCGUGACUGGCAACCAAUCAAAGUCAAAGAUGACAACAAACAGACAUUGGAUAUUAAUAAUUUACUACUGGCUGAAUCAUUGCAUAUCCUAAAACCAUUGAUACAUCUUAGUGCAAUGAGAGUAUUUGGGACAAAAGCAUGGAAACAGUGGCUAGUAGCUCUAGGUCUUGAUUUGGCUAGCAUGAAAUUAUACAACAGGCACAUGCAAGAUUUAUCAUAUGAACAAAGGCUUGAAAUCAGUCGUAGAAAAUUAGGACUAGUUUUAUAUUUGCUAAGGAGUCCAAUGUAUAAUGGAUACUCAAAGAAUGUUAUAGAAAGUAUCCUCAGUUCAUUAUCUAACAAAUUACCAAUGGCAGGUUUUAUAUGUGGUCCUAUAAUUCAAUAUCUAAGCCAUUGGCAGGAAAUAUAUUUCUAUAUGUGGGCAUCAUAGACUGUAUAAUUUGAAUAAUCACAUUGGUUCAGGUUAUAUUGCACUAGUUCAAUGGUUUGGUAAAUUAAUUCAUACAUUCCUUUAAUGCCAGACAGAUAUCUAAUGAACAUUUAAGUGUAAUAAAUCUCAUACAUACAAAGUUUCUGAUUACAUAUUGUCAUUGUUAAUGAUUGUCAAUGACUAUUGUAUUGAGCAAAAGUGUAUAAUUUGAGAACAAUAACAGUUGUCACACCUAGAGGUACUACUCCAUAUACUAUCACAAGUUACAUGUACUAUUCAUUAAAUUAUUCCUUUCUUAGGAAUAAGAAAGAAUUAAUUUGUAAUUACUGGAUAAUAUUAUUUUUGUUCUUCACAGACAUUCUUUGUUAUAUUAUCUCAAAACCAAUAAAUAGCUCCUUGAUAGAUAUGUUAUGCAAAAUCUGUAUAAUCUGGUGUUCUAUACAAUACCUAGGCAAUGUAUAGAAUGCCAAAGGCUCAACUUACAUUGGCGUAGAGUCAAAACGACGCGUCGCGUUUCGCCUUUAACAAAUUCAUCUCUAUAUUCCCACUAUUAGGGUUAUCCCACUUAUACGACGUGCGACUUCUUAAAAAUAAGUUUCAUGUUUUUCGUCUGUAGCAGGUCUGUGCUAUCAGGUGGCUGGCGCUUCGUUAGCUCAUGCUAAGUUUAGUUGACACAGCACUAACUUAACCUAAUCCACCAUGAUUUUGUCAAAUGUUCAUUGGUCUGAAGUUCAUUAGGUGAGAAUUAUAAAAUCCAUCAGUCAUUUUCUAUCCAACGGGAUUUAGUUAGGCUUAAUACAGGCCAAAUCUGUUUAUUUUACAUAUUGCCGCUGGGCCUCUACACAUUACGAAGGAAUUUUUUCCUCAUAAAAUAUUAUGAGAACUUGUAUUAAUUUAAAUCAAUAAAAUCACACAGAAGUUAUACUUUUUCUGUGAAGAAUUAUAUAAUGUGAACAAAUAUAAAAUUGUAUCUUUAUAGACAUGUAUUUUGGGUUUGUGUUUUGCUUAUCCAUUUGUAUUUUUUCUUUUUAUGACUCUAAUUGAAGUAAUGGACUGGGUCUGUGGAAUGCGCACUUAAUGGGACCCAAACUUUACACUAUAUAAAUAAUAUAGUGGUGUCGGGCUAUUCUAUGCAUAUAAUUAGUAAAAAAGAUUUGGACAUGAUAAAUAAUUGUUAAUUAUAUUUUAGGUAGCAAUGGGUAUAAGAAUUUUAAGUAUAAAGUGUUAAUAUUAUGAAGUAUUUGGUGUUAUAUAAAUAUGUUUUUAAUUUUAUUUUCUUUCAAGAAUAAACAUUUGAAUAUAAUUACAAUUUCUUUUCAUAGUCACAUAAGUAUUUUAUAAGAUUGUUUCUAUUUUUCUAAUUCUA
Molecule: messenger RNA, 2560 nt
Organism: Chilo suppressalis (striped riceborer)
Lineage: Eukaryota; Metazoa; Arthropoda; Insecta; Lepidoptera; Crambidae
Source: the annotation of a GenBank genome assembly